UCAUAUUUUUUAGUACACAUUCGUGUUCAAAAGUAGAUGGGUGUGUGGAUGCCUCCGUUCGGUUUUCUCAAGUUGUGAACGUUCUGUGCCGUGAAAUAUGUGCAGUGAAUAGAAAUUUUUAUCAUGUGCAGUGUUUUACAAAAUUAAGGAGUCAUGUUUCGUUGUAUUCCCAUGUUUAAGGGAUGUAAUCGGCAAGUGGAAUAUGUUGACAAGCGUCACCAUUCCCUUCAUACCGUCCCCGAAGAAAUUAUACGAUAUUCAAGGAGUUUGGAAGAACUUUUGCUAGAUGCAAACCACAUCCGUGAUCUUCCAAAGAAUUUCUUCCGCCUUCAUCGUCUAAGAAAAUUAGGUUUAAGUGACAAUGAAAUUCGGCUACUGCCUGCCGACAUCCAAAACUUUGAAAACCUGGUGGAGUUGGAUGUCUCUAGAAAUGACAUUCCUGACAUUCCGGAGAAUAUCAAGAACUUGCGCGAACUACAGGUGGCGGAUUUCAGCAGUAACCCAAUCCACAGAUUACCCCAGGGCUUUGUCCAACUCCGUAACUUAACAGUUUUAGGGCUUAAUGACAUGUCUCUUAGUUCACUGCCCUCUGACUUUGGGUGUCUUGUCAGUCUUCAAUCAUUAGAAUUACGAGAAAAUGUACUAGAAUUUCUUCCCGAAUCCUUAUCACAACUCUCAAAACUUGAGCGGCUAGACUUAGGGGAUAACAAAAUUGGAGAAUUGCCUCGUCAUAUUGGUAAACUUCCAGCUCUUCAAGAACUUUGGUUAGAUCACAAUGAAUUACAACACCUUCCGUCAGAAAUUGGCCACUUGAAGAAAUUAGCUUGUCUUGAUGUGUCAGAAAAUCGUCUCGAAGAUUUACCAGACGAAAUUUCAGGAUUAGUUUCCCUCACUGACUUACAUUUAUCACAGAACAAUAUUGAAACACUUCCAGAUGGAAUCGGAGCUUUAGAAAAGCUUACCAUUCUUAAAAUUGAUCAAAAUAGACUUAUUGCUCUCAAUGUUAACAUUGGAAGAUGUAUAAGUCUACAAGAACUUAUUUUAACAGAAAACUUUUUAAUGGAAGUACCCUCAACUAUGGGCUUUUUAGUAAAAAUGACAAAUUUGAAUGUUGAUCGAAAUAGUCUGAGAACCCUUCCACCAGAAAUUGGAAAAUUAGAGAAUUUGGGAGUUCUAUCUUUAAGAGACAACAAAUUACAAUAUCUGCCCUCUCAGUUGGGCAAUUGUAAACUUUUACAUGUUUUGGAUGUGUCUGGAAACAGGUUACAAUAUUUGCCAAUGUCUUUGGCAAACUUAAACUUGAAAGCAGUCUGGUUGUCUGAGAACCAAGCGCAGCCUUUACUUAAAUUCCAGACAGAUAUUGACGAGACAACGGGAGAACAAGUUCUCACAUGCUUUCUUUUACCACAAUUGGAGUACCACCCUGAUCACAACCAAGUGAGCAGCAUUUAUGAUAGAGAAGGCUUCUCUUCUGUAUCACUCUCAGAAAUCCAGAAGACUGACGAAUCAGAUGAUGAAGGUUGGGAAGAAAGGGAGGCAUCACGCACUCAUUCUGUUAAGUUCACGGACGAUUUAAACUCGAACGAACAGGACAAAGAGACACCAUUUGUACGACAAAAUACACCCCAUCCCCGAGAGCUAAAGGCUAAGGCUCACAAAUUAUUUGGGAAAGGUGGCAAGAGUCCUGAUACCAAGGAAGUAGAUGAUGUUGAUCCUCAGCCUGCUGAGGCACCUGUGCACAAAGAGGAAUCUAAAGAAGAUGAAGCAAUUAGUGACCAUAGUAACCACUCUGAUGAAGUUCCAAGAGGGAAUGCUGUUAAUAGUCAAGAUGGUGAGCCUGAAGAAGAGAGUGAAGAUGACCUGUUAGAUGAAAAUGAAGAUCCAGAAUCUGAUCAGGAAGGGGAGAGGCAUGUUGGGUUUGAGGGUGUGGUGGAGGGCGAAGGGACAAGGCCGAAUCGCCUACAUCGAAGAGACACUCCACAUCAUCUGAAGAAUAAGCGCAUCAACUCACAAACCCUUGAUCAAGAUAAGGUUGCAUCUAUCAUAGCUCAGGCACUGACAAAGAAGAAUGAUGGAGAAACUGUGGAUUCUGGCAGUACUCAAUACGUGCAGCCCUCAGAUAUUGUGCAGUCUGUAGAAGUAAGAGAGGAGCAAUAUAACAUUCACAUUGAACGAACUUCUGCUGGGCUUGGCCUCUCCAUCGCUGGUGGCCUUGGUUCAACGCCCUUCAAAGGAGAUGAUGAAGGGAUCUUUAUUUCAAGAGUCACUGAAGGUGGACCUGCUGAUUUAGCAGGGCUUCGGGUUGGUGACAAGGUAUUGGCAGUAAAUGGCAAGUUACUAGUUGGGACGGAUCACUGGACUGCUGUUGAGGCAUUGAAAGCUGCUGGUGGCACUCUAGAUUUAGUUGUUGCAAGAGAAGUUACAAGAAUUGUUGCAAAGACUCAUGGAACAUCUUCCUCCUCUCCUGCAUCAACACCUGUGUUCCGUCCUGGUGACUCGGCAUGUUCCAGCCUCGGAACAAGCCGGGCCACUAGUGCCACAUCCCAUCAGUCUAUUCUUACUUCUGGAUUUGAAAGUACAGGAAAUGUGGCUGGACCAGAGAAGGUAAGGGCCAUAGAAAAUGGUCAAGGAGAUGAAGUAUACGCUGAGGUUACAAAUAAGGUGAAGCGUAUUCCAGAGCCCUUAAAGGGAAUGGGAAACGAUACCGAAGUUCGUAAGGUAAUGGUGUGUACUACCCUCAUACGAGAUUGUAAUGGCCUUGGAUUCAGUAUCGCUGGUGGAAAGGGUUGCCCUCCAUUUAGAUCUGAUGGAAAUCCUGAUUCUAUUUAUAUCUCAAGAAUUACUGAGGGAGGUGUUGCUGAAAAAGAUGGAAAGCUUCUUGUUGGUGACCGUAUUAUUUCCAUAAAUGGUGUAGAUCUUAGUGGAGCUAGACAUGAUCAGGCUGUAGCCAUGCUGACAGGAUUAGAGAGAUUUGUGCGACUCGUUGGAGAAAGAGAGGUGCUUGUUAGUAAAGGCCAGACGCCUUCACCCUCACCUGCUGAAAAGAGUCCUCAUAUCUUUGGUGGACCCAAACCAUAUACAGGCCUGUAUACCGCUAACAGUUACAUGGCAAAUCGGCCAGGUUUCAGGAGAGCUUCUCCUGGAAGCCCAGGAUAUAUGUCAACAGUGUCUUCCCCUGAUGUUAAUUCUUCUGUUAAAUUUGGAUUAACAUCUCCAACUCCCACCCCAACUACACCCACACCUCCCAGUAUCACACCAACUGCCAAAUCAACAGUACCAACUAAGUCAGUUACAGAAACUAUACCAACCCCAUCACCUAAAGUCAAUGGGGUAGAGCCACCAAGACCAGCACCUCGUACUCGUCUUACUAGCAGUAAUUCAACAUCUGGAGAACCACCACAGCUCCCCAAAGCGAUCACAAGCGAAGACUUCCAGGCCAUGAUUCCGGCUCGCUUCCGUGGUGAGGAGGAGGCGCCUAGUGGCCCCACUGUCACCGUCACCAUCAAACAACCUUCUGACAUGAGCCUUCAGUUCCCCCCGCCCCCCUCCACUCUAGGCAAAGUCACCGAGACCAUCACCAAAAGUACCUUCACUGAAACUGUGGUGACUCGCGUCACAGAUAACAAGCUCGUCACCCCAGCCCCUAUGGAGGAGGUAACUCUCUUUAAGGACGGCGGGUCUCUAGGAUUCAGCAUUAUUGGAGGGACAGACCACUCGUGUGUACCAUUUGGAGGAGGAAAACCAGGCAUCUUCAUAUCGCAUAUUGUACCUGGAGGCAUUGCUGCAACAUCUGGAGCUCUGAGGAUGGGAGACAGAAUUCUUGAGGUGUGUAAUGAAGAUGUUAGUAAAUGUACACAUCAGGAAGCUGUCAUGACCCUACUUCAACCUGGAAAUUCCAUCACACUUCUUGUCCAACAUGAUCCACUUCCUGAAGGGUUCCAGCUGACAGACAUAGAAUAUGUGCCAUUUAUGGAAUUGACAAUUGUGAAACUGGAUGGAGAAAAACUAGGGAUGCAUAUCAAAGGUGGCCUUAGAGGGCACAGAGGUAAUCCCCUCGACAAAACAGAUGAAGGUGUAUUCAUAUCUAAAAUUAAUUCUGGUGGUGCUGCCAAACGAGACGGCAGACUAAAGGUGGGAAUGAGAUUAUUGGAGGUGAAUGAUGCAUCAUUAUUGGGUGCUUCUCAUCAAGAAGCUGUCAAUGCAUUGCGCAAUGCUGGCAAUACAAUUCGACUAGUAGUUUGUAAAGGCUAUGACCGUGCUGAAGUCGAAAAAUUGAUCUCUGAAGGUAAGAUAACCAAAGAGAUGUCAAAAUCUAUCUCACAAAGUGUUUCAAGCCUCGACAGAGAGGAUGAGGAUUCUGCAACUCUUAAACAAGAGCAACAAAUGAAGCAAGAGCUAGUUCAAUGGGAACAAGAACAAGAAGAACGUGAAAGGGAGCUCAGAGAAAGAGAAGCAGAAAGAGAAAGAGAGCACCAACUUGCUCUACAACAAAGUCAGAGUGAUCUACAACUUGAGCCUGUGAGGGAAAAAUCAACCCCUGAGAGAGUUCUUGAUGUUGUGAGGGCUGCUGAAAUGCUAGUGAAGCCCUCAAGUCCCACUGAAUUACUAGUUCCGAAAUCUCCUGGAGGUCCUAAGUCUGCUGAGAGUCUGAAGACCACCACUAUUGUCAUGAGCAAACACACACUAGCACCUCAGACCAGUUUGGAAACCCGGUCAGCUAAUAUGGUUUUGCAUGGAACAACACACUCUGCGGCACCUACUCCUUCCAAAAAUCCUCCAACCCCUCCCAAUCAUCAACUUCAUAAGAGGUUUUCAUCAGAAUCUACUCUACUUCACCCACCGAAAAUAAGACCAAUUCAGUCAGCCUCCAGUCAGCCUAAGUUAACAAAACAACAGCCUUCAGUUGGUGAUGAGAUUAAUUAUAAAAGUGCAAUUUCUACUCCUAUUGAUGGACGAAUUCUAACUACUGACAACACGGUAAACAAAACCAAUAUAUUGAAAUCUGCUGCUGUUUCUAGCUCACAUUCAAAGUCUCUUGAAAAUCUUGAGGUUAUAGGUUCUAUAGGUUCUAAUACCAACACUUCACCAGAAGUUCUGGACCACUUAAAUUUAAAUAUUCCUACCAAUACCAAGAAACAUGAUCUUGAUAUGACUUAUUACAAGGGAUCAUCUGUUCCUGAAAGACCACCAACAGAAUACCGUGAGAAUGUGAACCAUUCCUUAGUUUCUGACUGUGCUAAUACAAACACAGAAAGAAAUACAACUCUUCCAGAUUUGUAUUCUCCUGUUUACAGUCCCCAUAUCAGACCACUUUCUUCUUACAAUAUUGACACUAACAGAAUUUCUUUUGAAACAUCCCACCACUCGAAUGAUUCCAAUAGAGCUUCACCUUGCCUCAAUCCUACGUCCAUUCAUGACGAGUUAAGUGAAAAUAAAGUUAUUCCUCCUCCCUUUGAAUUUAGAUCUUUAGAUCUUUUCCACCAUUUAGAGGGUAAUGAUAAUAAAUCUCACCCCUUCAGGCAAAUGAAGAGUAUUUCUCCUGUCCCAACUUCCUUUUUGAGUUCAUUAGUUACACCAAAUGUUCAUCAGGAAAACCAUAAAAAUAUUGAAGCAGAUGAUCUCCCACCCCCUGUGUGUUACGCUACCAUGCCUACCUCAAGUUCUAGUACUUUCAUUUUGACUGAAAUUUCAAGCCCAACUGUACUUCCUGAUUUUCCUAUAACUACUGUUCAACCUAUUCCACAUGUCCUUGCAACAUCUAACACUCCUAGGUUUUGUCAAGAUCCAGAGGUCACAUUAUUGAGCUCAAUUCCUUCAUCAUCUCCUUUAGGAGUAAGAACAACAUUGCACAGCCCUUUGUCAAUGGUUGCCCACUCACAUUCAGCUUCUCCAGGCAAAAUACAUUGCACUUUUCCUAUCAAUUCCUGUUCUUCCUACCCUCAGUCCCUAUCCUCUUCUGCAGAGAGUGCCCUGGACACCGAUGGGUAUGGCAGAAUUCGGUCAUCAUUUCAGGCUGUAACUGGUCCACAAAGUAAUGCAACCUCCACUGCUGUAUCUGGUAAUAUCACUGCUGUGACUACAUCAACUGCAACAACAAGUGCAUCCACUCCCCCACCAGCACCUCAAAAAAUGUCCGUGAGUGAUAAAAUGAAAUUUUUUGAGAAAGCAAUGGAGGAACAACAUCAGCCUUCUCCCAAACCAGAAAAAGUUUUUAGCUUCUUAAGCCAAGAUGAAGUUGAAAAAAUGAAGCAGGAAGAAGAAAAGAAAAUUGCAUCUCUCUCGCGCUCAGAGCUUAAGACUCUGACCAACAUGGUUGAACAUGAUGAAGAUGAUGAGGAUCGCAAUGAAAGCCAUAAUGAUGCCGAUAGUAGUUUCAACAGAAAUUCUUCCACCACACCGAUCCGGGAAGUACCAGUUCGAACUGCUAAAGCAGAGAAACGUCGAAAGGAGAGACUUCUUCAGGAGGGUAUCCUGACAGAUGAGGAGGAUAAAGAACUAUCACCUGCCGAACAGCGUUCUUUACGUGCUGAAAAACGAGCUGCAUGGCGCCAAGCUCGUUUUAAGUCUCUAGAACAGGAUGCACUCCAGGCUCAAAUGGUCAUUAAGAAGAUGAGUGAAAUGAUUGAUAGUGACCCAAACAAAAGUAACUCUACUCCUGAGGCAGGCACCUCACCCAUGCCACUAGCUGGAGUAGAAGAAACUGACACUGCAUCGUUCAAUAAUAACAACAAUUUUGAGAAUAAUCAUUUGCAUCACAACAAUCUUCAUGCAGAUGGAGAAAACAAUGUAGAGCUAGAGCCAAGCCCUGCUUUACUCCGGCCUUCUAGUGCUGAUUUUCCAAAGCUGGCCCUCCGGGCACAAGAGGGAGCCACAAAAGUUCGAGAGUCUGAACGACUCCUUGGAGAAAAAGUGACCCGCAAAACGGAGGAGUAUGUGGACGAAGCAUCAGGAAUGAUCAAAGUUCGCACCGUAGAAUACGUUGAAAAGCUGAUAGAAAAAGAGGUUGAAACAACUCGGGAGAAGAUCAUAUCAUUGGAGUUAUGCAGUCCAGAGGAUGUAAAGAAAAAUGCAUUGUUAGAUGUUACCCCACCAGUUUCUCCAACAUUACAGGAAGAAGAUGAAGAUGAAGAUAAUGAAGAAGAAGAGCAGCAAUCAUCAGACAUUCCAUCAUCCACACCCACUUCCCCCACCACUGAGGAUGGUCCUGAAUCCAUCAACACUAACAAAAAAAAGAGGCGAAAACGUAGUAAGAAGAAACAUUAGAUUUUUGUCCCGCCAUCUUAUAGUUUUUCAUGUGAUCACCUAUUUCAUGAAUUUAUAAGUUAUCCAUGUGUUUAAUUGGUUAAUGUUUUUCUCUAUUUAUUAUGUCCUCUCUUGCUUAGGACAGUUUUCCGUUUAAGUUUGCUCUGUAAAUAUUAAGCUGUAUGAAUUUCUGUUAAAAAUUAUUUCAUUGUCAUGAAAUUUUUAAUGUUCAGUGUGUAAUGUUCUGAUUUUAAUGAAUUUUUAUUGUAUUUAUUAUAAAUGAGUUAGGUACCUAUAUGUCUUUUCCCCUUUUAUUGGUUUUGAUUGUUGUGUGCUGGCAGGCUACAUCUUCCCGUGAGUUGUGAGUGGGAAAAGUUUUUGAGAAAAAGUCUGUGCUCAGGACAGAGAUGCUUUAAUUCAAUGUGAAGUGUUUCACUUGGCGCACACAAAGAACAUCACACAAACAGUACUACAGAUCGUCAUAGCUUUUCCUGUAUUGUUUCUUGCAGUUACAUAGAUAAAUUCUCUUACAUUUCCCUGUAUUUUUGUACGAAAAUUUGUACCUUUAAUUGUACUGUAAUGUUUGUGAUCCCAUCUUAACAAUCACAAAAUAAUCUCUACCAGGAUUAAAUACAUUUUGAAACCCUCUGCUGUAUCUGCCUUUCCUCUAAGCCUGUACAAGGAGACAGCAAUAUUAUCAACUAGAUGGGUCCAAUAAUACCCCCCCCUCCCCCUCCCCAAGAAAAAAAAAAAAGGCAGCUUAUUGGCUUUUAAGAUCUCUAAUUAAGGCUUGGAUGAUGAAGACCACCCAGUAUUGUAAGUGCCUUACUCAAGGUGGUCCUUAUAAAUUGUUGGACAUUUUCUUAAAUCAAAAAUAUUUUGCAUACCUAUGGAUUACCAGUUUCAAAGAAAUAAACAAAUAGGGAUUUAUUUUAUUUUAGUCUCUGCAUUUUAAUAAUUUGACUUGCACCUGUCAAUUGCAUUUUCAGUAAGGUGUGCUACAUGCUAUUUCUCUUCUCUCUUUACCUGUUGGAGAUUCCGUUUUAAAUUUAUCUUUAAUGCUCAACUAAUUUAAUUUUGGUAGAAUGUUUAUUUGUUUUGUUGUUGCCAAACAUAUUUUGACAGGAACACAUUUAUCCGUCCCUGUAUGUUCCUCCGUCCCUCCGUCCUUUUAUUUUCAUGGCAUUGUAUGAAAUUUUUGAAUUUUGAAACAAUCAAAAUCAAUUUAUAUAGAUAAGUGGCAGCGUUGUAACACGUAUUUGAAGAAGUAUCUUUUCACUGUGAUGUUCUAUUGUAUCUACUAUAAUGUAAGUUGAUUGUGACUUUGAGACUGUUGUUUAACAGAGUACUGCAAAUAGAAGUGACCAAAUUGUAACACUAUUUUAUUAUUAGGAACAUGUCAUAUUGUGCCCCAACAAUGAUCAAUGGUGUUGGUUAGCCUUAUCUGUUAUAGAAAAUAUAUGCUGUGUACAAAACAAAGAAUUAAAAGAGAACGUUUUA
Messenger RNA from Frankliniella occidentalis (western flower thrips), 8742 nucleotides. RefSeq names its product protein lap4. Gene Ontology annotation, molecular function: protein binding. Gene Ontology annotation, cellular component: adherens junction; postsynaptic density; postsynaptic membrane. Gene Ontology annotation, biological process: neurotransmitter receptor transport, endosome to postsynaptic membrane; neurotransmitter receptor transport postsynaptic membrane to endosome. The transcript is spliced from 36 exons. The coding region runs from base 154 to 7263 and encodes 2369 amino acids. NCBI's taxonomy places the organism in Eukaryota, Metazoa, Arthropoda, Insecta, Thysanoptera, Thripidae. The record is from RefSeq and is a predicted model, not a curated record.